Messenger RNA from Coregonus clupeaformis (lake whitefish), 2581 nucleotides. Its product is annotated as ubiquinone biosynthesis O-methyltransferase, mitochondrial-like. Bases 204 to 1214 code for a protein of 336 amino acids. Gene Ontology annotation, molecular function: 2-methoxy-6-polyprenyl-1,4-benzoquinol methyltransferase activity. NCBI's taxonomy places the organism in Eukaryota, Metazoa, Chordata, Actinopteri, Salmoniformes, Salmonidae. Gene Ontology annotation, biological process: ubiquinone biosynthetic process. The record is from RefSeq and is a predicted model, not a curated record. The transcript has 6 exons.
UUGGCUUAAUUGAGCUUUUAUACACUAUUAUAAUAAUUUGGGACUGGAGUAGAUUGUGCCCGGAACCAGUAGCUAGUAGGAACUGUCUGUGCUCAGCAGUGUUUCCACUCGAACAGUAAGAUAAUGAGUACACCACGGUCACAUUGACCUGUUGAUACAGAACAUAAAUAUAAAUGUAAAAAACAGACAGUUUAUCCAAUAACAUGUAUUCAAAGAAGUUUGGACGGCUCAUCUUAGGGUUUUGUACCCGCUGUUCAACAAAUGUGGUGAAUGGCACUUCUACUUCAGCUAGGACUGCAGUCAGCUGGACUUCAGGAUGUAAACAUGGCACGCAGUUUCUGGAGCGUCGCUCUCAAAUGGGUUUCGAGCAUGUGAGGACUCGCUCUGCCUCCAAGACCACUGUGGACCCAAAUGAGGUGAAGAGGUUCCAGCUUUUCGCCAACAAGUGGUGGAACGAGCAGGGAGACUUCGCAGCCCUCCACUCAAUGAACGACCUCAGGGUGCCUUUCAUACGGGAUAAUCUGUUGAAUGCACAUGGCGGGCGGCAGCCGGGGAAACCCCUGGCAGGGCUCAGAAUACUGGACGUAGGCUGUGGAGGGGGGCUGCUCACUGAGCCCUUGGGUAGACUGGGGGCAGAUGUGCUGGGUAUUGACCCGGUGGCAGACAGUAUUGGGACAGCGGAGGUACAUGCGUGGCAUGAUCCAGACCUGCGUGGCAACGUGCGCUACCGUGCUAUCACCCUGGAGGAGCUCUCUGAAAAGGGGGGGCAGGGAGCGGGGCAGUUUGAUGCCGUGGUGGCCUCGGAGGUGGUGGAACAUCUGGCCGACCUGGAAACCUUCACGCUCUGCUGCAACCAGGUGCUCAAGCCAGGAGGAUCUCUCUUCAUCACCACCAUCAACAAGACCCAGCUGUCGUACGCCCUGGCCAUCGUGGCAGCAGAGGAGGUGCUGCGCAUCGUGCCCAGCGGGACCCAUGACUGGGACAAGUUUGUCAGCCCCGUGGAGCUGGAGUGCCUGCUAGAGUCCAAUGGUUUCCAUGUGGAGUCUAUCCGAGGGAUGCUGUAUAACCCUCUGUCAGGGGCCUGGAGCUGGAUAGAGAGCACCAGCAUCAACUACGCCUUGCACGCGGUCAAACUCGAGGAGGAACCGAACCCCGACGAGGACGACCCCACCGUGAUAGUGGCCCAAGCUAAGGCCAGACGCUGGUACAACUGACUUGACCAUGGGAGAUGGAGAGAGAGAGUGGUCGUAAGUGGUCAGCUGCAGCACAGAUGUUCUGGAUCUCUAAAGGGACUGAAGGGAAAGGCAAUGGACCUGGAAAAACACAAAGUCUAUGAGAAAGUUACAUAGUUCAGAGCUUGAUACAAGUACAUGAUGGUGUUUUCUUUCAGCCAGGCCAUGAUUAUUCUGUGAGUUCACAGCAUAAUGAGUCCCCCUGAAUUGCGUGAACUGUUUAACCUUUCGAGGCUUGUCAUUACAAUGUCAUCUGUUGUGGUAGAAGUGUUCAUCACUGUGAUUGACAUGUCAGGUCUCUGAUUUACUAUUGAGCGAGAUGUUUUCUUCAAAUACAGUCACAAUGUGUCUGUUCAUCAAAAUCCAUCGUGUGGAUAUUGUUUAUCUUAUCAUAUCCUCCAUUAGGAAAUGAAAUUGUUUUCUUUACGGUUCUCCGAUCUGAUGAUUAUUGCUCUCUAGUGUCAUUUCAACAGAGUGAAGAUAUAGUCCAAAUCAGUGAUGUGAUGUUUCAGUUGUGAAUAAGUCCUGUGUUGAAAUUCAGGAUCUGAGUAGAGGGCUUUUUAUAUUAAAACAUUCUUUAGAUUUUCUGUCCACAUAUUUCCUGCUAAUCCAUGAAAUAUGGGAGGGGGAGAUCAGGCUCCUUCAGCCUUCUCUCUCUUGUUUGCUCUCUGUAACCAUGGUGACUUUUAGAUAAUAAUUGGCUUCUUGCUGAACUAUUACAUAAGACCCAAACAAGCCUCCAACUAAACUAAAUCAUGCUUGCAAGUUAUUCUUCAAAACAGACACAAUCAUUGGCUGGAUGUUUCAAGAAGUACAGUCACAGUAGUGUAUUUGAUCCUCCACAGAUGGACUUAGUGUUUCUGUUAUAUAUUUUUUGCUUAUAUGUAGACAACACCCAGGACAAUGUGCUGGAAUGCAAAAGAGGUACAUGUUUUUUUCCCUCAUGACACAAAUGUUAUUCAAGUCACAUGCCCCACUGGAUUCUAACAAGUUGCAUUUAAAAGCUGUUCAUUGUAUGUCCAAACUAUUAUGGGUCGAUGUAGGCUAUAGAACAGUCCAGGGAUGGUUUUCCGUCUCAUACCUAAGCAGAAUAAGAUUGCUCUGCCAUAAAUUUAGCAGACCAGGUUUGAACAGGAUGAACAUGUACAACUGGUCGAAUACAGUGUAGUCUACCUCCAGUGAUAUGAGCGCUCGCCCACGAAGCCGAUGGAGUGCGCACGCUUCUUGCAGUAUGGUUGCGCAGUAAGGAUUUUGGAUGUAUAGGCCUUCUUAUGGAAUAUAUAUAUUUCAAUAUUUUAAAGAAAAGGUGAAUCUGCACAAAGCUAUAAUAAACGGAUUAUUGAAUACGA